Messenger RNA from Chionomys nivalis (European snow vole), 3226 nucleotides. It is a transcript of the gene Eipr1, whose product is annotated as EARP complex and GARP complex interacting protein 1. Gene Ontology annotation, biological process: protein ubiquitination. The coding region runs from base 148 to 1308 and encodes 386 amino acids. Gene Ontology annotation, molecular function: protein binding. The transcript is spliced from 9 exons. Lineage: Eukaryota; Metazoa; Chordata; Mammalia; Rodentia; Cricetidae. The record is from RefSeq and is a predicted model, not a curated record.
AGAAAACAGGAAGUGAGCCAUCAGGGAGCCGGCCCGGGGCGUGGAGUCUCUUUUUCUCGGCGGGGAAUGAAUGAAUGGAUUCUGGCCGUUCGCCGGUGAGGCCGGACUCGGGCGCUGAGGCGUGAGUGGAAGGGCGAGCCGUGUGUCAUGGAAGACGACGCGCCGGUAAUCUACGGCCUGGAGUUUCAGGCACGCGCUCUAACACCUCAAACUGCAGAAACAGAUGCCAUUCGCUUCUUGGUUGGGACACAGUCUCUUAAAUAUGAUAAUCAGAUCCACAUCAUAGAUUUUGAUGAUGAAAAUAACAUUAUAAAUAAAAAUGUCCUCCUCCAUCAAGCUGGUGAGAUCUGGCACAUCAGUGCCAGCCCAGCAGAUAAAGGCGUGCUGGCCACCUGCUACAACAAAACUUCAGACAGUCGAGUCCAGGCGUGUGCAGCUGUGUGGAGGAUGCCCAAGGAAUUAGAAUCCGGUAGCCACGAGUCCCCGGACGACCCUGCAAGCACUGCGCAGACCCUGGAGUUGCUCUGUCACCUUGACAACGGGGCCCACGGCAACGUGGCCUGCGUCGUGUGGGAGCCGAUGGGGGAUGGGAAGAAGGUCAUUUCUCUGGCUGACAGCCACAUCCUGCUGUGGGACCUCCAGGCGAGCUCAAGCCAGGCUGUGCUGGCCAGCUCAGCAGCUCUGGAAGGAAGGGGGCAGCUAAGGUUCACUGCAGGGCGGUGGAGCCCACACCACAACUGUACCCAGGUGGCUACAGCAAGUGACACCACCCUGCGAGGAUGGGACACACGGAGCAUGAGCCAGAUAUACUGCAUAGAGAACGCUCACGGGCAGCUGGUGCGUGACCUCGACUUCAACCCCAACAAGCAGUAUUACCUCGCCAGCUGCGGAGAUGACUGCAAGGUGAAGUUCUGGGACACACGGAAUGUCACCGAGCCAGUGAAGACCCUGGAGGAGCACUCCCACUGGGUGUGGAGCAUCCGCUACAACCACUCUCACGACCAGCUGGUCCUCACUGGCAGCAGCGAUAGCAGAGUCAUCCUGUCCAAUAUGGUGUCUAUCUCCUCAGAGCCCUUCGGCCACCUGGUGGACGAUGAUGACGUCAGUGACCCGGAGGAGCACCAUGCUGAGAAGAGUAAGGAACCCCUGCAGGACAACGUCAUCGCCACCUAUGAGGAGCACGAGGACAGCGUGUAUGCUGUGGAUUGGGCUUCGGCUGACCCAUGGCUGUUUGCUUCCCUGAGUUAUGACGGGAGACUAGUUAUCAACAGAGUCCCCAGGGCGCUGAAGUACCACAUCCUGCUCUAGUCCCAGCACUGCUGGUUGACACUUGGCAGGUUCUCAGGUUCUGCAGCCAUGAGGCAGUUCCCUUUGCAGACUGCUGCCUCCUGGGUAAGCAACAUUGCUUCUGUAGGAGCUCUGAGGGACAUGGGAGCUUCUGCCAGAAGCUCGUCUGAAGCUGCCAGCACAGUGCCCAGCAUGGAAGGGAGCCAUGCUGGACGUUCCUAUGUUGCUGUGUGAAUUGACGGUAGCUCAAUCUUGACUCAGUUCCUGUUUUCUGUUCUAAGGGUGUUGGGAGUUUAACUCUUAAUGAGUACGUUUCCAUCGUGCUAUUCUCACUGAAAUAAAGUGCAUAGCGAUGCAUAUAGCCUCUUCCUUUCAGGCUCUGCCUCACUGAGGAUAUCACAUGGCUCUUUGUUUUCUCUAAAACAACUUGGAAUAGAUGAGUACAGUAGACAGGUGUGUCCUCCCCACAGCGCCAUCCCUCACCCGUGAACAGGUGUGUCCUCCCCACAGUGCUAUCCCUUACCCGUGGACAGGUGUGUCCUCCCCACAGCGCUGUCUCUCACCUGUGGACAGGUGUGUCCUCCCCACAAUGCCAUCCCUCACCCGUGGACAGGUGUGUCCUCCCCACAGUGCUGUCCCUCACCUGUGGACAGGUGUGUCCUCCCCAUAGCGCCAUCCCUCACCCGUGGAUAGGUGUGUUCUCCCCACAGCGCUGUCUUUGACCUGUGGACAGGUGUGCCAUCCCUCACCCGUGGACAGGUGUGCCCUCCCCACAUUGCCAUCCUUUAGGCAGAGCUCUUGUGGACUGUUGACUACAGGUGUAAAGGACGAGUACCCAGCCUUGGGACCCUGAGUUGUUGGUGGUUAUAGUAUCUUAGUUAGAAUCACCAUUGCCACGAUGAAACACCAUGACCAAAAAGCAAGUUGGGGAGGAAAAGGUUUACUUGGCUUAUACUUCCACAUCACUGUUCAUCAUUAAAGGAAAUCAGCAGGAGCUGAAGCAGAGGCCAUGGAGGGGUGCUGCUUACUGGCUCGCUGCUCAUGGCUUGCUCAGCCUGCUUUCUUAUAGAGCCCAGGACCACCAGUCCAGAGAUGGCACCACCCCCAGUGGACUGGGCUCCUCUCCAUUGAUACUAAUUGAGAAAAUGCCCUACAGCUGGAUCUUAUGGAGGCCUUUUCUUAAGUGAGGCUCCCUCCUCUCAGGUGACUUUGAAGUUGACAAGUUGACAUAGAACUGUCCCAACACAUACAGUGAAGUUGUCACUCAGCCUGUAGAACAUCCUUACUUCUGCUUGUAGAAUGAAACAGGCCAGCUAGCUCUUUGCUGGUCUCUGUCAUGUCGGAAGUUAGGAAUGGGUAGAGUGGCCGUGGUUGUCCGCAGAACAUUCCACCUUCAGUUUCACAGGGAGCCCUGGGCACUGCCAACCCACCCUCUUGUCUGUAGCUCUGUCUGUAGGUCUUGGGGCCUUGUCUUGUAGGUCUGACACAUGAUCACAUCUGAGAAGCCACCUCAGCAGUAGACAGGGUUGUUCCUGUAGAAACUGCUUCCCUACCCUGAUGCCCUACUCUUCCUAUCUGUCAGGAGAGGGGAUGAAGGAGGGGGAUGGCUCAUUCAGUUCCAAGGUCUGUCUAUCAGACCACAGCAUCACUUUGAACCCCUGACCUGGCCUCUGUGUACACCUGGAAAGUUUGAGUACUUGCUUUUCUCUGGAGGGCCCACAUUGCAAGCCUAACGGGUCACAUCCUGGACCUGGCUCUGCAUGCCUGGGCACAGGCAGAGCCGGAAGGUGUGUGUGGGCAUACUCACUGCCCUGCUGGGUGAUGUCACUUUCACUGCACCGUCUAUGAAUCUUUACAGUGCAGAACAAUUUGUCAAACCAGACACUUCCCUGCUGUGUCUUCGGCUCCCAAGUCUUGGCCUGGCUAUCUGGAUCCUCUU